Molecule: messenger RNA, 870 nt
Organism: Telopea speciosissima
Lineage: Eukaryota; Viridiplantae; Streptophyta; Magnoliopsida; Proteales; Proteaceae
Exons: 2
Coding region: 1-870 (289 amino acids)
Molecular function (GO): RNA-DNA hybrid ribonuclease activity; nucleic acid binding
Source: RefSeq, a predicted model, not a curated record
AUGUCUAUUUGUCAAAUUCCUAUUCCUGUUGAUGUUAAGGAUGAUGGCUGGUUGUGGACUUUCUCUAAAUCAGGGCUGUUUACAGUUAAAUCUGCAUAUCACGCUAUUAUUUCUCCAUAUCAGCAGGGUUCCUCAAGUCUAGACCCCUUUUGGGGUAAUAUUUGGAGACUCAUUUUAGUCCCUAAGAUUAAACUUUUUCUUUGGAGGUGUUGUUCUAAUGCUUUGGCUGUGAACCAGCUGUUGACUGUUUGGUUAGUAUCUCCUCUUCGACUUGACACUUCUGAAUUUCAUAGUGACAAUUUUAAGGAUUGGCUGAAUUUUCUAUUUGUAUCUGUUCCUGUUAAAUCGGAUUUUGAUAUUAUUUGGUCUUCUCUAUUGUGGCAGAUUUGGAAAACUUGGAAUAGAUUUGUGUUUGAUCACUUGGAUCCAAGCUUGUCUUCCACCCUUUCUGCCUUUGCUCAUACAGUUUCUGAGGGCCAGCUGUGCGUUUCCAACUCUUUGAUUUCCGCUAAUGGUGCGGUCGCUGCUCCUCGACCUCCGCCUGUUUCACCUCCAAAUGGUUUUACUAUGUUUGCUGAUGGAGCUUGGUGUGCUGCUACUUGGCGUGGAAGUAGAGGAGUUGUUUUUCGCGCUCAGUCUGGUUCUUUUGUGGCUGCCCGUUGUAGGUGUGGCCCAUGCUUCUCAGCAGCUACAGCUGAGGCAGAGGCGAUUCGUGAUGGCAUCCUUGCGGCGCUAUGUUUCGAUCUUUUUCUAAUAGUUGUUUUUUCAGACUGCCUUGCUGUUGUUAAUGCUUUGAAUGCUUUGCCUUGCUCUUUAGACUGGGCUGCUAGGUCUGCUGUGGAUGAUAUACUUUCUGUUUUGUUCUUCUAG